Molecule: messenger RNA, 261 nt
Organism: Solanum verrucosum
Lineage: Eukaryota; Viridiplantae; Streptophyta; Magnoliopsida; Solanales; Solanaceae
Product: cyclin-dependent protein kinase inhibitor SMR5-like
Exons: 1
Coding region: 1-261 (86 amino acids)
Biological process (GO): regulation of DNA endoreduplication
Source: RefSeq, a predicted model, not a curated record
AUGGAGAUAAAAGAGUACGAGGAUGUUACGAUGAUGGAAGUAGUAGUAGUAGAAGCAGAAGAAGAAGGAUGUUCGACGCCAAAACGCGAUGAUUGUCAAAUUCCGGCGAUGGUGAAACCACCUCCGCCGCCGAGGAAGAAGCGGACGUACGACUGCGGUGGAGAUAAAAGGAAGCCACCGGAAAAUGGGUAUUUUCAGGCGCCUGAACUUGAACUUUUCUUCGCCAUGCAACCUAGAUGUACUCAAGGGACUUUUGCUUAG